AUGGCGCCCCGGAUUCCCGAUGUGUUGCUGUGGACGUGGCCAAUCCUCGUCCUUUCAGCAGUCCAGCUCCCCUCUCGCCCUCUAGCGCGCGUCUCCCCCCAACGGAAGCCGUCUUGGGACAAGCAAAGAUGGAAUCAUUGCGAGAUUCAAUGGACCAACUCAAGCAUAAAUCAUAGGCUGCAUGUACAGGGACGACAAAAGGGGCAACGCGCCAUCUGGGAACUCACCAGGAUCUUGAUCUUCCUCGCCAGCUUCGUCCUGCUGCAGCUCCGCAGUUGA
This is a messenger RNA of Trichoderma harzianum CBS 226.95, 279 nucleotides long. RefSeq lists its product as hypothetical. NCBI's taxonomy places the organism in Eukaryota, Fungi, Ascomycota, Sordariomycetes, Hypocreales, Hypocreaceae. The transcript has a single exon. The record is from RefSeq and is a predicted model, not a curated record. Bases 1 to 279 code for a protein of 92 amino acids.